UGAUACUAUACAAUGGGACUAAAGCUAAAGUUAUUUCUAAAAGCAGUGACCAAAAUCACAAUAAACAAAUGUCAGGGACCAAAACAAAUUAUUAUAAGCCUUAACAUUUAACAAAAUCUUCCUUCCUUCUUUCUUUCCAGUGGAACAAUGUUCAUUCUGAGGUUGAUGAGGUUUCCCUUUCUUCCUAAUCCCUCUUUUCUUCGUUCCUUUCACUCUCACUCUCACUCUCACUCUCACUCUCACUCUCGCUUUCAUUCUUCCUUUCACAAUCCUGGUGAUGCCAUCUCACACUUCAAUCGCUUACUCCGAAUGUGUCCUACUACCCCUUCCAUCGUUGAAUUUAACAAGAUUUUAACUUCCCUUGUUAAGACCAAGAAGCAUUACUCCACCGCUAUCUCGCUUUCUCACCAGAUGGAGUUCACUGGAAUCAAGCCAAGCCUUGUUACUAUGAACAUCUUGAUCAAUUGCUACUGCCACCUAGGUCAAAUCAAUUCUGCUUUUUCUGUACUCGCCAGAAUUCUCAAGAGUGGUUAUCAGCCUGAUACCAUCACCUUCACUACUCUUAUCAAAGGUCUCUGUCUUAGUGGCAAGGUUCAGCGAGCCCUCCAAUUUCAUGACGAUGUGAUAGCACAGGGAUUUCGGUUGGAUCAAGUCAGUUACGGAACCUUGAUCAAUGGGCUAUGUAAAAUAGGGGAAACCAGAGCUGCUUUGGAGUUGCUUAGGCGGAUUCAAGGGCGAGGGAUUAAACCUGAUGUGGUAAUGUACAGCACAAUCAUCGAUAGCCUGUGUAAAGAUAAACUUGUAAGUCAUGCUUGCAAUUUAUAUUCUGAAAUGCUUGCCAAGGGAAUAUCUCCUAAUGUAGUCACGUACAGUGCUUUAAUAUAUGGCUUUUGCAUUGUUGGUCAAUUGAAACAAGCAAAUGCUUUGUUACAUGAAAUGCCAACGAAAAACAUAGACCCGGAUGUUUAUACUUUUAGUAUAUUGGUCGAUGCUUUAUGUAAGGAAGGGAAGGUGAAAGAAGCUAAAAAUGUGUUAGCUGUGAUGAUUAAACAAGGUCUGAAACCUGAUGUUGUUACUUAUAGUUCCUUGAUGGAUGGAUACUGCUUAGUUAAUGAAGUGAGUAAAGCCCGGGAUGUAUUCAAUGCUAUGGCUCGGUGGGGAGUGACUCCUAAUGUUCAGAGCUACUCUAUUAUGAUUAAUGGAUUGUGUAAGAUUAAAAUGGUGGAUGAAGCCUUGAAUCUCCUUGCAGAAAUGGAUUGCAAAAAGAUUAUUCCUAAUACAGUGACCUACAGUUCUCUUAUUGAUGGUUUAUGCAAAACGGGGAGAGUCUCUCAUGCUUGGGAGCUUCUUGAUGAGAUGCAUGUGAAGGGUCAACCAGCCAAUAUAAUCACCUAUAAUUCUUUAUUGGAUGCUUUAUGCAAGAGCCAUCAUGUUGACAAAGCAAUUGCAUUGAUCAAGAAAAUUAAAGACCAGGGUGUUCAGCCAGAUUUAUGCACAUACAAUAUACUUAUGGAUGGACUAUGCAAAGCUGGAAGACUUAAGGAUGCGCAAGAGAUUUUUCAUGAUCUUUUGAUAAAAGGCUAUCAUAUAACUGUCCAUACAUAUACUGUUAUGAUCAAUGGACUUUGUAAAGAAGGCUUGUUUGAUGAAGCGUUGGCCUUGCUGUCAAAAAUGGAAAUUGAGGGUUGUACUCCUAAUGCUAUAACUUUUGAAUCUAUUAUCCGUUCACUCUUUGAAAAAGGUGAGAAUGACAAGGCUGAGAAACUUCUUCGUGAAAUGAUUGCUAGAGGUCUACUGGAAAAAAUUUAGAUACACAUGGAAAAGGAUGAUGGACUACACAAUGGGCUCACUUUCUCCAUAGCUAAAAACCAUGUGUUCUUACUUGUCAGCUUUGUUGCAGUGGUUGGAGUUGCUUUAGUGUGACUAGGAGGCCACAUAUUCAAUAGAACCAACCAAUCCCAAAUGCAAUGUAAGGAGGCUGCCUAUAUAGACGCACAAAUAGCCAUCAUUGUUUUUCCUCAAUGUACUGUCAAUGUACAUCUACUUUAAGAGGUUUUUUUCAGUCAGUGCUCAUUGUUAAUGCUUCUGAUUGAAAACAAAGCUCAAACAGGCAUGAUUAUUUGGAACCAGACAUGAUUAUAGUUGAUUUUAUUCGCCAAAUUAGAUACUAGAAGUUAGAACUUGAUAUUUCUUUUGCAGUAUAUUUCUUGUAUAUAUUUUAAAGAAUGGGAACAAAAAAGUAAACAUGAAGUUUAUUGUUUUAGUAAUAGUGUCGACUAUUGACUGAUGAAAAAAGUGCUGCCAUCAUCUAAUGUAAAUCCUGAUGCAGCUAUACCAGCUCUCAUAUGGUGCAUAAAGAUUGUUCAUUCAAAUCACACAAUUCAAUGGUAAAAUUAAUUUGGAGGGAGGUUCUAAUUAAUUUAUUAUAUCCAUAAAAUACGUCCCGUACCAGGUUUUCAUUAAGACCAAACUGACAGUUUGGCGAUAGUGAAAAUAAGCCAUUUGGAAAUGGAUUAGAUUCCAUAUAUUUGUACUUUUUAACGGUAUCUGAAUCAGAAUUUGUAGCAUUAUGCAUUUUGUCCCUUUUCUUUUUUUACCUGUUUUAAACUUGCUAUUUUCUUACUAAGCUGCAUAAGAGUAUAUCAGAAUCACUGGCUGAAGCUUCCUUCCUUCCACUAUACUUAUGAUAAUUAGCAAGUAAAUUUAAGUUCUUGACUUGGAGGGCCUAGAUGGCUUAUUAUUGCAUGGAUUGGCAGCAUUUGUUCUAAAAAGAAGGAUCUUCCAGAGAUAUGCUCUUAAAUCUUUAGCCAUUGGUAACUAAUCCAAUGAUUACUAUUACAAAAUAUAUGUGCCCUGUUUCUUGUAUAAUGUAUUGUUGUGAAUUUCAGAAGCUCUGCUAUAAAGAUAGAUAUCUUCUAUUCGCUUCAUGCUUGGCUCAUGCUUUGGUAAUUAAUUCAGCUGCUCUCUAUCAUACUCCUGAAUCAUAUUAUUCACAUUUUUCAUCAUUGCAUACCUAUAAUGAAAACAAAAGUUGCAAUUUUACACAAAUGACCCUUGCCAUUUUCUGUUUAACUGCAAAGUCAGAUUGCUCAUGUUACUUUUUCUCAUGAAGCAAUUAUAUGACCAAAUACACACUUAGUAAAUAUGGUUUUAUCUGAAACAUAUGAAAAGAACCAUUAAAAUUGGUUAAAUUUUGUAUUUAAUCAUUAUAAGGUAUUGAUAGUUGUUCACAAAUGUUUCCCCCCACCCCCGCUCAUUAUGCUUCUUCAACUUACAUUUAUUUAGCUUGAAUUAAAAGUAAAGAUUUCUGCUUCUUUUAUUUUUUGGUUUUGGAUAUUGUUUUCUGAUUUCCGGUUUUUGGUCAUGGUUAUUCCUCUUUAUCAUGGUCUUUAGCACUGAUUUAGAUUUUUCAUUUGUUCUUGUUUGUCAAUGCUCCCAAAUCAUGUAUGCCUCAUUGGGCCUUGAUGUCGACUAGACUUCAAGAGGUAUUACGUUGAGAGUUUGAAAGGAAAUGAAUUCUGAUUGUUUGGUUGUGUACAAUAGUGUAACAAAUAUAGUAGAGAGGGAGUAAACAGGAAGUUAUACUGGAGGCUAGCUCUAAUAAAUACUAAUAAAGUAGUAUUUACCAUAAAAUAGUGAAGCAUGUUGCUUUUGGUAACAGGUUUCAGUUGUUUCCAUGGCAAUAAUUCUCGCCAUCUAAUUUCUCCAAGAUCGCAUGCACUGAGAAAGUCAUCAGAACUGAAGUAGACACAACUCCUGGUGACAUUCUCUCCGCCGAAGCCGCGGCCCCGUGGUCGUCCUAGGAAAAAUCAUUCGGUGAAGAGUGGUUCUGAUGUACCUCUUGUAGGCCUCGAGGGCGUCCUAAGAAAUCAGAGAGCUUGGAAAGUUCAGGUAUGCCUCCUCCCGUCGCCGCUCCUGCUCCCUCUUCUGGAGGCUACUUUACUCGCGCUACAAAGGCCUGGUUAUUGGGAAAAUCUGUGGGUUCUGUUUCCGGGAAGCGAUAAGGAGGCUAUUCGUGGUUUGGCAGAGGAGCUUAGAGAGAAUUGGCCUGUUGGCUUGUAGGCGUUUAGUGCCUGGCUCUUGGGUUUUGUUUUUGGUUUUGGGGCUCUUGUGGGUGCUUAGUGGUGGGGUAGGUUUUUUGGCUUGAGCUUGUCUUGUUUUCUUGCUGUUGUGUUUUCUUUGUUCUUUGGGGUUGGUUUUGCGCCUUUCUUUUUUCUUUCCUUCCUUUGUGGGAUUGUUCUUUCCUUUGAAUUUGGAUAAAUCCUUUUUGCUCUCAAAAAAAAAAAAAAACUCCUGGUGACAUAAGGAGAAUUAGAAAUGUGAAAAAGGGUUUGAGCUACAAAUCUGCCAACUAGUCUUACUUCACCCCUGUUAGAAUUUCAACAGUCAGAGAAUAAGAGACUAAGAAAGCAUUUGGUAGAAACAGAUAAGCUCAUCUCAAAUGUAUAUGAUGUGUUUCUUUUUUUUGUUUAUAAUUGGAAGAUUACAGCUCUAGUUCUGAUGCGUCAAAAUGAAAUAUUAACCGAUAGAAAAGUCCACUCUCAAGAUGUUUAUGCUAGGUACCCAAAGCUUUAUAUGGUAGUUUUUUGUUUUUUGUUUGUUUCAGAUCAUGGUAGCUACUAGCUUUAUUUUCCCUCAUCUGGUCCAACGAUUUUUGUGCUUCCUAUGCUUUCACAUUGUUCACGUAAUUUUUUUUUCUUAGUUUAAUUGAUAGAAGUUCCAAAUCUUUGCUCAUUCAUGUGAUUUAUAUCCUUGAAUUUUAUGUUUGUUCAGCGUCCAUUACAUGGUGUCCUUAUUUUUUAAUAUAUAAUGAACAUUUGUUCCACUUGUGCUCCAUGUUCUGAAAUCUCGGUCAUUUGCAUUGGUUACAUCUUUUUAUAUCUGUAAAAAUAUAGAAUACCAUCUCUUAAAAAUAGAGCUGCUGCACUUUUAUAAUGAACAACUUGUUUAACUAUUGCUUGGAAUGAGGGUGGAGGACUGAGCUGUGUGUGACUGUCGCUAUAAUGAAAGUAUAAUGCAGGGUUUAUGCAGGGUAUUGUGGUUUGUAUUGGCUGAAAUUUGUUUGAUUUUUAUGGUAUUGUGUCUGAAUUGUCUACUGUAAUGGAAGUAUAAUGCAGGGUUUAUGCAGAGUAUUUUGGGAUGUAUUGGCUGAAAUGUGGUUGAUUAUCUGGUAUGUGUUAUGCCUGAACUGUGCUGCUGAUUUUUGUGCGUUUGGAUAUAAGAGUGGAGAGAGUUUGCUGGUUUUGUGGAAUGUUUUCAAUGGUUUAAUGGGUGCUUGGUUUUGGAGACUUGGUUCAGUAGAGAGUGGGGUGUGAUUGUGUGACAGAUUUUAAAAUACUUAACAAAAGCCAAGGAUUUAAUGUUAUGAAUUUUUGGGGACCAAAUGCUGGUGCAUAUGAUUUUAUGGAGGCAAGGUUGUUAGUGGAUGUGGAUGGAUGAAGGUGUGGGAAUUUUCUGUCAUUCAAUUCUUGCUUGUCGUGGUGUUAAGAAAGCAGGUUGGAUUUGUCCCAGUGGCACUACGUUGGUAAUUGAUUUGGUUUUUGAAGGAAUGAUGGUCUAUUGGAUUGGGUUAUGUAGUGGGGAGGGUUUUUGUCUAGCUGCUGUGUUAUGGCAGUAGACUGGUUUACAUACUGGUUUAGUCCAAUUUAGUUUGUUUUUUGGUUUUGUAUCUUUGGAGGAUAUUAUGGGGUUUAUGGUUGUGGAUUACAUUUCAUUGACACACUUGAGAAUGUGGUACUCUUUUUCCUUCACUAGGUUUUCUCCCAAAGGGUUUUCCUAGUAAGGUUUUAUUGAGGCUCAUUCUCAAGUUUGGCCUUUUUUGGAGUGGUGAGAUGUGGUCUUCUUUACUUUCAUGGGAGGCUUGUUCUCAUGUUAGCUGUUAUCUCAUUCAAUAAAGAUUUCUCUUUGCUGUAAAAAAAAACUAUUGCGUGGAAUGAAAUUUGGCAAUGUUCUCAGCACUUAACCACAUAAAGUCUUACAACAUGCCGAAAAUGAGAUUGAAUGACUAUUUUAAUAUAUUGUCACCCGUAAUUCCGUUUUGUAAUUUUCUCAACUGUGUUUCUGAAUCAGAAGUGACUAGCUUGCUGAGAUUGUAGUUGUUUCUUAGAUGGGAUGGCUAGACAAUGGAGGCAAGAAUCAUGCUGUUAGAGCAACAAUAUUACCGCCACUACAUGGUGAACUCAUCACAACAAGUCGACUGUUUUAUGAUUUUCAUUGUAGAGAUUAAGGACCUCUCUUUCUUCAUUUUGUUUGGAGAGGAAAUGGACGUUUUAGAGGUAUCUUUGCUUGCAAUCCUUAGUGAAGGGGAUUUCUUCCCCAAGUAUAGUAUGAAUAGUAGUAAGGUCUUUUUUUUUUUUUUUUUUUUGAUAAAAAGUAGGUUUAAAUACUCUGCAGGUCCCUGAAAUUGUAUGGCGUGUGAAAAUAGGUCCCUUAAUUUUUUUUCCCGAUUUGGGAUCCCUGGAAUUAUUUUUUUAAUCUAAAUAAGUCUUUACUCGUGUUAUCAGCCUAUGUGUCACAAAUUUUACCCUGUCAUCGUGUCCAUGUGGCUUUUUAUAUUUAUUUUUAUUUCCACGUGGCUUUUAUAAUUUUUAAGUCAUAUAUAUAUUUUUCUUUAAAUUUUCUAUUUUUCACAUCCACAUUAUUAACACUAAUAACCCUAAAUGAAUCACUAACACUUUUUUUUUAGGCAAAAUGAAUGAAUUAAAAGUAGCAAAAAGGGUGCUACAUCCCAACUGUACAAGAGAUCAACAAAAAAGAAAGAAACAGAUUUACAACAGAACACCCACAUCAAUGAACGAGGCAAAGCCCAACAGGAAAAGAAACAAAAGACCUCAGCGAUUCUGCAGAGCCAAACAGCAACCCGUGUGCAGAUGAAAAACAGCAGCAAAGCAGUGCUACAAUGUUCAAACCCAGAACCUUAACCACCGCCACCUUCAACCCUCGAUCUCCUGCGAAUCACUCAUCAUUUGGAGAAACCAACACCACCAUUGCACUCCCCUCAUCGUCCGCAACAAAACCCCUCAACCAAUUUGUCGUUCCGCUGCCCUUCGCCGUGAGCCGCCGCCGGAGGCGAUUUCCGGCGAGCCCACCGACCUGCAACUGCGUCUCUCACGAUUUCCCUUUCUCUCUCUUUCUCAAGUGUGGUCAGGGUUUGAUAAUAAUAUCUAAAGGUAGAGAGGGUGAAGGUUGUGGGUUUUGUGACAGUUGUUGUUGCUGUUGGUGAAGGUUGUGGGUUGGUUUUCAU
Lotus japonicus is the source of this 7243-nucleotide messenger RNA. RefSeq names its product putative pentatricopeptide repeat-containing protein At1g12700, mitochondrial. Gene Ontology annotation, molecular function: protein binding. The transcript has 2 exons. The record is from RefSeq and is a predicted model, not a curated record. The coding region runs from base 148 to 1809 and encodes 553 amino acids. Lineage: Eukaryota; Viridiplantae; Streptophyta; Magnoliopsida; Fabales; Fabaceae.